AUGUAUGAAGUUUCUUCCAUGUCUUUAACAGAGAGAGUUUAUAAUCAUCUUUGUUUUUCCGAUGUUUUUCUUGCCUUGUUGGGACUGUUUGUUUUCUGUUGUUUGCGUGAGAAGGUAACAAAGAAGCCGGGGCCAACGUUAUGGCCAGUGUUCGGAAUUACUCCAGAGUUCUCCUUUAAUAGGAAUGAUGUCUACGGAUGGGUCACAAGGAGUUUAAGAAAAUGUCGAGGUACUUUUCUUUACCACGGAGUCUGGCUAGGUGGUUCUUAUGGAGCUAUCACUUGUGUCCCUGCGAACGUCGAGUAUAUGCUCAAGACUAACUUCAAGAACUUCCCCAAAGGUACCUUCUUUAAAGACCGGUUCAACGAUCUGCUUGAGGAUGGCAUCUUUAACGCUGAUGCUGAAUCUUGGAAGGAGCAGAGACGGAUCAUCAUAACCGAAAUGCAUUCAACCCGAUUCGUGGAGCAUUCCUUUCAAACAACACAGGAUUUGGUAAGGAAGAAGUUGUUGAAGGUGAUGGAGAAUUUCGUAAGGUCACAAGAGGCUUUCGACCUCCAAGAUGUGCUCUUGCGCUUGACAUUUGACAACAUCUGCAUCGCGGGUCUAGGUGAUGACCCGGGUACUCUGGAUUCUGAUCUUUCACUCGUUCCAUUUGCUCAAGCUUUUGAAGAAGCAACGGAAUCUACCAUGUUUAGAUUCAUGAUUCCUCCAUUUAUAUGGAAACCCAUGAGGUUCUUCGACAUUGGUUAUGAGAAAGGUCUGAGGAAAGCUGUUGAGGUCGUCCAUGAGUUUGUCGACAAGAUGGUUGUUGAUCGUAUCUGCAAGCUCAAGGAGGAAAAAACGUUAGGCAACAGAUCCGAUGUCCUCUCAAGGAUUAUCGAGAUAGAAAGUCACAAGAAGAGCGAUGAAAAAGAUCCUUCCACUAUCAGAUUUUUCAGACAAUUCUGCACAAGUUUCAUCUUAGCUGGACGAGACACAAGUUCAGUUGCACUUACAUGGUUCUUCUGGGUGAUACAGAAACACCCUGAAGUUGAAAACAAAAUCAUCGACGAGGCCAGAGAAAUCUUGAGACAGCGAGGGGAUCCAGUAACCAGGAACAACGAGAGUCUCUUCACAGUCGGUGAACUAAACGACAUGGUAUAUCUACAAGCAGCGCUUUCAGAAACUCUCAGACUCUACCCUCCAAUACCAAUGGAAAUGAAACAAGCCAUCGAAGACGAUGUUUUCCCUGACGGGACAUUCAUAAGAAAAGGUUCAAGGGUUUACUUUGCGAUUUACGCCAUGGGAAGGAUGGAAUCCAUCUGGGGAAAAGACUGUGAAUCAUUCAAACCAGAGAGAUGGAUCCAAGCAGGGAACUUUGUUAACGAUGACCAAUUCAAAUACGUUGUGUUCAAUGCAGGACCAAGACUUUGUCUAGGGAAAACAUUUGCUUACCUACAGAUGAAGACAGUAGCUGCUUCAGUCUUGUUGAGGUACUCAAUCAAAGUCGAUCAAGAUCAUGUCGUUGUCCCCAGAGUUACGACAACCUUAUACAUGAAACACGGUCUCAAGGUGACCAUCUCGCCGAGGUCAAUGGAAGAGAAGACACACGUUCAGAAUUAG
Molecule: messenger RNA, 1602 nt
Organism: Arabis nemorensis
Lineage: Eukaryota; Viridiplantae; Streptophyta; Magnoliopsida; Brassicales; Brassicaceae
Source: the annotation of a GenBank genome assembly